Brenthis ino (lesser marbled fritillary) is the source of this 1584-nucleotide messenger RNA. NCBI's taxonomy places the organism in Eukaryota, Metazoa, Arthropoda, Insecta, Lepidoptera, Nymphalidae. The record is from the annotation of a GenBank genome assembly.
AUGGCGGAAAAACAAGGAUCAUCAAAAAUAGAGGAAAAACCCUUAAAUAAAGAGAAGGGACUCAAAAAAUUUAAGGACAAAAAUUUUACGGAAAAACUAUGGCAUAUCAAAGAUAAUAUAACUGUUGAACCAUUGCUAGCUGGUCACAUCAUACCAAGUGUUAUAUCAAGAUUUGCAAUGGGAAAUUUCAAUCUUGAUAAAGCAUGCCGAGUCAAUCUAAAUUUUUCUUCCGAAAUUUGUGAAGCUUUAGUGAGUAAGAGAAGUACUAACUAUUCACAUUAUGAAAAAGAAGUUCAGACCUUGAUAUCAUCAAUAGAUAUUUGGAAGAGCAUCCUACAUACAGCUCUACCUUGUAUGAUUAUUAUGUUUUUGGGAGCAUGGAGUGACAGGACUGGGAAAAGAAAGCUGUGUAUUUUGCUUCCAAUUGUCGGAGAAAUUGCAACAUCCAUCAACAAUUUGAUCAACGUUUAUUUCUUUUAUGAGAUUCCUGUGCAAGUAACUGUAUUCUUAGAGACAAUAUUUCCAGCCAUAACGGGGGGUUGGGUAACGAUGUUUCUGGGUGUAUUUAGCUACAUUAGUGAUAUAACAUCAGAACAGUCUCGAACCUUCAGGGUAGGUUUAGUAAACUUUUGUAUGACAGCGGGACUACCAAUUGGCAUUGGAAUGAGUGGAAUCUUACUUAAUAGGAUGGGAUACUAUGGAAUAUUUUCAAUGACCACUGUCCUCUUUUCCGUUAUUCUAUUAUAUGGCUGCAUCUGUUUGAAGGAACCUGAUGACUGGCUCAGAGACAAAGGUCUUCCUACGAUCCAACGAGACAGCAACAAGAACGUAUCAUUUUUUGAUGUUUCCCACGUAUCUGAUACUAUUGGAGUAGCGUUUAGAAAACGGUCUUCAAAUCGUCGAUCUAAAAUUAUACUGACUCUAAUAGCUUUGUUCAUUUUAUUUGGCCCAUCUAUGUCUGAACAUAUAAUAUUCUACUUAUUUGUAAGAACUCAGCUCAGUUGGGACAUGGUCAAGUACAGUCUUUAUGCCAGCUACUCCAUUAUACUUCAUUCAUUCGGAGCAAUAUUUUCUAUAACAAUAUUAAGUCGGAAGCUGCAGAUCGACGACUCACUGCUCUGUCUAAUUUCCGUCUCAAGCAAGUUCUUUGGUUCUAUAUGGACUGCUUUCGUUAGGACCGACAUUGAAAUGUAUCUAAUACCAAUAGCUGAAAUACUAAAUGGAACAACAAUUACGUCUUUGCGCUCGAUCAUCUCUAAAUUGGUGGACAGACAGGAAAUAGCUAAAGUGAACUCAUUAUUCUCGCUGACCGAGACCCUGGCGUCUCUAGUAUUCCAACCGUUCUAUUCUUGGCUGUAUAUGAGAACAUUGCAUGUGCUGCCCGGAGCCAUAUUCCUCACCAGUGCCUCUUUUAUAAUACCUGCAUCUUUUAUUCUUGCAUUAUUUUACGUACAAAACAGAAUAGCAUUAAGAAAUGGCAGAAAGAAAGCGUUAGAAGCAGAAGACAAAAAAGAAAAAGAAAACGAAGCUAAAAAAGCAGAAAAAGUAGAAUUUUCCGAACCUCCGGUUGAUUCAACGAACUUA